Ictalurus furcatus (blue catfish) is the source of this 1535-nucleotide messenger RNA. RefSeq names its product histone H2B-like. Gene Ontology annotation, molecular function: structural constituent of chromatin; DNA binding; protein heterodimerization activity. The transcript has a single exon. The record is from RefSeq and is a predicted model, not a curated record. NCBI's taxonomy places the organism in Eukaryota, Metazoa, Chordata, Actinopteri, Siluriformes, Ictaluridae. Gene Ontology annotation, cellular component: nucleosome. The coding region runs from base 129 to 578 and encodes 149 amino acids.
ACAACGGCGGGUAGGGAAACAAAGCGUAGUGGAGGGGGAGGAGGGAGGAGCAGUAGGAGGUGCCAUGCAGGAGGAGGCGUCGAAUUUUGGCCAACCAAAGAAAGGUGUCUUGUCUGGGCGUCAUUAGCAUGUGGGUCUGUAAAUACAGCGCGCGCGAGGCGGGCGCUAGUCAUUCCCUGUUCGUGUACUCGAGUAGCACCAUCAUGCCCGAUCCAGCCAAGGCCGCGCCCAAGAAGGGAUCAAAGAAAGCCGUGACCAAGACGGCCGGUAAAGGAGGCAAGAAGCGCAGAAAGUCCAGGAAGGAGAGUUAUGCCAUCUACGUGUACAAGGUCCUGAAGCAGGUGCAUCCUGACACCGGCAUCUCAUCUAAGGCCAUGGGCAUUAUGAACUCCUUCGUGAAUGAUAUUUUUGAGCGCAUCGCCGGUGAGUCUUCUCGUCUAGCUCACUACAACAAGCGCUCCACCAUCACCUCCAGGGAGAUCCAGACCGCCGUGCGCCUGUUGCUUCCCGGCGAGCUGGCCAAGCACGCCGUGUCCGAGGGCACAAAGGCCGUCACCAAGUACACCAGCUCCAAAUAAAGCGCGUUACCCCCGUCUUCGUCAACCCAACGGCUCUUUUAAGAGCCACCCACUUUUCAUAAAAAGCGCAAUCUCCUCUUUUUCGCUUUCUCGCUCGCUGUGUGUGUGUGUGUGUGUGUGUGUGUGUGAGUGAGUGAGUGAAUGAUUGAGUGAGAGGGGGAUUUCUGAAGCGCUGCACUCCCGCGGAUGUUCAGGCUGUUGGGUAAUUAUAGCAGUCUGCUAAAUGCGGAGAUGAGUAAAUUUUAAACAGGCUUGUAGCACGGUUUCUCGGGGUUGUAUAAUCUGGGCAAUGCAAAAUGGGGCUUUAGCAGCACAAAGUUAUUCGUAUUAAGAUUGUAGCAACAGGAAGUAACUGAAAAUGGUAUUCUAGUAGCACAUAAUCAUUCUAAAUCAGGGGUGCCCAAUCUUUUUCCUAGGAAGGGCCAAAAAUCAAACUUGCUUGAGGGCUGUGGGCCAAAUGUAAAUGUUGCAUUAUACCAAACUGUAUUAUAUUAAAAUUAAAGUUGCCAUGGUUCACCUCAUUUAUCAUUUCAUAAUAUUUACAAAUAAAUAAAUAGAAAACAUUAGUCUGUAUCUGCUUAACUAAUGCAGUUUUAUUUUCAGAGUUUUAUAUUUCAAUGAAACUUAUAGUAUAAUGAAAACAUAGAAACAAUCCCAUUUAUAAUACAUGUUCAAUGCCUAAUACAACUAUUCAAGCUAUAAGUAAUACAGCCACAUGCCUGCAAUAUCAGUGACCUCUAAUGAGACACAUGAAGCUGGUCCUUAUUUUUCCAAAGUUUUUCCAAAUUGGGAUGCAGCUGACUUACUGUCAAAGUCAGGAUAUUAUGUAGGUGAGAGUCAGUUAGUUUGCAUCUCCGUUUACACUUGUUCAAGUUCAUCAGACUGAAAGUCUGUUCACAGUGGUAGGUACUGCCAAACAGAGACAGCAUCACUUGUGCCUGUUUGCACAUCUUUGGG